Messenger RNA from Trypanosoma grayi, 1380 nucleotides. RefSeq lists its product as hypothetical. The transcript has a single exon. Bases 1 to 1380 code for a protein of 459 amino acids. Gene Ontology annotation, molecular function: structural constituent of ribosome. Gene Ontology annotation, biological process: translation. Gene Ontology annotation, cellular component: ribosome. NCBI's taxonomy places the organism in Eukaryota, Euglenozoa, Kinetoplastea, Trypanosomatida, Trypanosomatidae. The record is from RefSeq and is a predicted model, not a curated record.
AUGCGGCGUGUUUCUCUCGCUGUGGCGCUGUCAUCGGCGGGGGGACGCCGCACUGUUAUUUUCAGUCCCCGAUACGACUGGCGCACGUCGGGCGUCCACGAUAUUGCGCCGCGGGACGAGGGCGACUUUGUGUACGAUGGGCCCCGGCCGGCGCUGCCCGGCGCCCACCCGCUCCCACUGUACCACCCGCACAACUCUGUGACGCGCCCCCCGGUGUCGCCGUACAUGCCGUCGCCACAGCGCAGUCACCCAUACUUCACCGAGCCUCUUCCAGAGCUACCGCACUUGAACACAACGAGACCUAUCGUCUACACGUACGGCACCAUGAAAGAACGUAUUGUGGUGCCUGUAUUUAACCUUAAGAAUGAAGUGACACACACGCGGGAACUGGAUCCCUUCAUCUUUGGUAUGUACCCAGAGGUGGAGGAGCUUAGUAAGAAUCUCACAUAUUGGUUGGUACGCUGCCAAAACUUUGCGAGUAAAUGGGACUACGAGAAGCGGGAAAUAUGGCGAAAGGCAAAGAAAAAUUGGCCGAAUACUGGGAUGGGAAUGCCACGCGUUAGCGACCGAAAAAACCAUCAAUAUCCAUGGGGUGGCCGCACGAAACCGUCCAAGCCGUGGAACAUGCUGAUGCCAACAAUGGACGUUAAAACAUGGAGUAAAAGCAAUCGCAUGAUGCUGACCCUCAAGUUGCUCCAGGGACGGCUCCAGAUUGUGGACCGACUUACCCUGCAGGAACCCACACAGGAGCGCUAUCUAGAGCUCUGCCGCACCAUGGCAUGGGAUGUACGACAUACAGGUGGUGGUGUGCUUUUCAUGGAUGGGGGCUCUCGCAUUACCUCUAGUUCUGAGUUUGAUCGAUCCUUCUUUUUUGGCAGUUUUUUUAACGGUAGGAACAAGGUGGUUCGCCCUACCGUGUUGUGUGACGAACAGUACGACUACAACAAGACAGCUGCCAAACAACGGAUGAAAGGUCCCAAGGGGCCAAAGAAUCCAAUUCCAGUCAAUCGGUUUAAUGUCUAUGACGCAAUGAAACAUGAAAGGCUGGUCGUGACAGAGGGUGCACUUAUGCAGUUAGAGGAAGAACUAUACGAGCACAAGCUACAAAUACUUCCACCGCAUAUUCGCAAUCAGCUACUGGAGCGUGGGUACCUGAAUAGCGAGAUACUAGGUGAUUGUGUUCCACAUCUGCAGACGAUUCAAAUGGAAGCUGCGGCUCGCAUAGAAGAAAAUGAGAGCAGUAUGUACCACCCGUUUGUUGAUAACCCCUACCAGCCGUGGAACGAUGAAGUCAAUGCUUCCUACGCUGUUGAUGCUGUGGAUGGAACAAUACAGCAAUACGUCAAUGGCAAAAAAACAUCAUGGGCGAUGCUUUCUUAG